Messenger RNA from Onthophagus taurus, 1788 nucleotides. Its product is annotated as glutathione synthetase-like. Lineage: Eukaryota; Metazoa; Arthropoda; Insecta; Coleoptera; Scarabaeidae. Gene Ontology annotation, molecular function: glutathione binding; ATP binding; glutathione synthase activity. Gene Ontology annotation, cellular component: cytosol. Gene Ontology annotation, biological process: glutathione biosynthetic process. The record is from RefSeq and is a predicted model, not a curated record.
AUUUAAAGUUUAACACAAUUACUGUACUUAUUGUAUUGUGUACAUCUCAGCACAACCCAAAGUUUAUUUUAAAAUAAAAAGGAAGCUUUUAAGAAAGUGAACCCUUCUUAUAUUGUAUAAUUAUAUUCAUCGCUAAAUAACAAAGUUUAUUUCAAAAUUAUAAGAUGAGUGUUGAAACGCCUAGAUUGGGAAGCAUUCUCCCUAUGCCUUUGGAUGAAAAAGACUUGAAAGAAGUUGUAGAAAAAAGUAGAGAUUGGGCAAUAAUGCAUGGAGCUGGAAUGAGAUCAAAAACUAAUUUUUCCAAGGACGCCUUGUAUUUUGCUCCCUUUGUUUUAAUACCCUCUGUAUUUCCAAGACGAGAAUUUUACAAAGCGCUUGAAUUACAGCUUGUUUUAAAUGAAAUGGUUCAUUGGGUUGCCCACAAUCGAAUCUUUUUAACCGAAGUACUUAAAGAAACUAUACAAGUUGAUGAAUUUACUGGGAAUUUAUUUAAAAUCUAUGAAACCGUUCAAGAUGAAGGUAUUACACAGCCUAUUUCAUUGGGAAUAUUACGGUCUGACAUCAUGCUGGAAACGUCGUGUUCGAAUCCAGGAAAAAAUUGUCUCAGACAUCCUCCAUACUGCUGUUGGAAACAGAACUUGUCCCUGGGACUGUUUCGUUCUGAUUAUAUGGUGCACAAUUCCAACAGCAAAAUAAAACAGGUGGAAAUAAACACGAUCGCGUCGAGCUUUGGCGGCAUUAUCACACAUCUAACGAAACUCUAUAGGUAUGUUUUACAAGAACUUGGUCAUCAUGAUUUAGCAGCAAAUUUACCAGAGAACAAUGCUCUGGAAGGUCUUUGUUCUGGAAUGUUAGAAGCUUGGAAAAUGUAUGGAGAUAUAGAAGCAACAAUUCUUUUUAUAGUAGAAGACGUAACUUAUAACAUAUGUGACCAAAGAUUCCACGAAUUCGAAAUAAAACGUUUAAAUCCUUACGUGAAAGUAAUUCGAAAAACAUUAACAGAAAUAGGAAAUGAAGCUACAUUAGGAUCUUCAAAUGAAUUAAUAAUUGAUAAUCGUCCUGUUGCUGUGGUGUAUUUUCGCGCAGGUUACGAACCUAAUCACUAUCAUUCCCAAUUAGAAUGGGAUGCUCGAUUAAUGAUCGAAAGAUCACAAGCGAUUAAAUCCCCAUCUAUUCAUUAUCAUUUAGCUGGGACCAAAAAGGUUCAACAAGCCUUAGCCAAACCGGGUACUCUCGAAAUGUUUUUAUCGGAUUCUGGAAAAAUCGAAGCUGUCAGAGAAAUUUUUACCGGAUUAUACAGCUUAGAUUUAGAUGAGUUUGGUGAUCAAGCGAUUCAAAUGGCACUUGAUCAACCGGAACGUUACGUAUUAAAACCACAACGCGAAGGGGGUGGAAAUAAUAUUUAUGGCGAAGAAAUAAAAGACGCAAUAUUAAAAAUGAAAGAUUCGAAGGAACGUUCAGCUUGGAUUUUAAUGGAACGUAUUCAUCCCCCGAUUUCUUCAGGGUACAUUGUUAGACCUGGAGGUCCUGAAGUUCCUGAAUUGUUGGAUUUAGUUUCGGAAUUAGGGAUAUAUGGCGUUAUUAUUGGGGAUUCAUAUAAAAUUUAUUCAAAUCGCCAAUGUGGUCAUAUGUUAAGAACCAAAACAUCAACAGCUAAUGAAGGUGGUGUAGCGGCUGGAUUAGGAGCUUUAGACAGCCCAUAUUUGGUAGAUUGAGUGAACUGAGGAUGAAUAAAAGAGAUGCAUUUAUAAAAAAAAAUAAUUUUAUACAUAUAAAUUAUUGUAUUGU